Messenger RNA from Lethenteron reissneri (Far Eastern brook lamprey), 1053 nucleotides. Its product is annotated as low choriolytic enzyme-like. Lineage: Eukaryota; Metazoa; Chordata; Hyperoartia; Petromyzontiformes; Petromyzontidae. The record is from RefSeq and is a predicted model, not a curated record. Gene Ontology annotation, biological process: proteolysis. Gene Ontology annotation, molecular function: metalloendopeptidase activity; zinc ion binding.
UGAGCACGGCUUGGCACACGCAGUGGGACACGGGCAGUGACAUUGACGAUGAUCAUCACGACAGUGACGUGAAGACGAGUGUAGCAGGCGGCGUGCGUGCAUCUCUACCCCUCCACUCUGUCUCCCUGUCUCUCCCUGUGAGCGCAGCUGAGAGAGAAGCUGAAGUUGGAGACUGAGAGACGAGACUACACGCUCGAGUGGGGAGACAUCGCCGUCCACCCCACGCGUCGCUCCAUGCAGCAGUGGCCCAAGGCCGGGGAUGGCCGAAUCUACGUCCCCUACAAAGUGUCCCUCGCCUUCUACGAUGGGGAUGUCAAGAAGAUCGAGGAGGCGGCACUGGAGUUUGAGGGGAAAACGUGCGUCCGGUUCAUCCCUCGCUGCAACGAGGCCGACUAUAUCUACAUACACGCAUGGGAGGGGAAUUGGUCAUUCCUGGGCCAUCAGGGCGGGGACCAGGCGCUGUCCCUGGAGCCCGGCAAGGUGACCAAGGGCGUCGUUCUGCACGAGUUCAUGCACGCGCUCGGCUUCCACCACGAGCACUGCCGCAGCGACCGCGACGACCACGUCUGGGUGCUGAGCGACAACAUUGAUCCAGAGUGGAAGGACGCGAUUGAGAAGAAGACAUCACAAGUUCACACGACCCCCUACGACUACAGCUCCAUCACCCACUACAGCACGACGGCCGGCUCCAAAGACGGGAAGAGCGCGACCAUGCUCCCCAAGCACAAGAGCAGCACGCGCCGCUUUGGGGGCGGCCACAGCCUCAGCGACGGGGACGUUGAGAAGAUCAAGGAGAUGUUCGAGCGAGAGCCGGCAACAGCGACGCCCAGCAUAGCCACAUCACAGCCUGGCUCCUCUACAGGAGCUCGAGCAGGAGCCAGCACCACACACAGAGAUGCUGGUGCCUGCACGAAGGAAGACGCGAUGAGAUUGUUUACCAAGCUGCGCCAGGAGGUGAAGGGAAGCAGCAUGAGAGGUUUGUUCCUCGUCGCUGGCUGGGAGAGCAGACUUUCUGUGCUGGUUGAGGGCGCUGCAGGGCUGUGGUUGUGGUGA